AUGUUCGACGGAGAUAUGCUUAUGAUUCGCAGUCCCGAUUUGGUCUUCGAUGCCGAUCUCCCCAAUGAGCGCUAUGUUGGGGCCAUUGGUAGCCACAGGAAGAUGUACUUUCAGACGGGCAUGAUGCUUGUGAUUCCCUCCAGCGAUGUGUUUCAUGCCCUGUUGUACGAGUUGCAGCACAAUAAGCACCAGCGCGACUUCAACGGGCGUGAUGGUCGCCUCAUUCGAACGUACUUCCAGGAGCACUACGUUGUGCUGGAGCGUCUGCUUAGCAUUCAUAUACGGCCGGGUGAUCCGCUCAUCAGCCACGCCAUUGGACUCCACUACCGUGGCAGCUGGAAGCCGUGGUACAACAGGGAAGACCCUCCCGCUCCGCCGCAGCGCAUCACGGCGGAUGAACUUGGGCAGGAGCUCGGCGAGCCGUACAGACUCUGGUGGAAGACAUAUGAGCAGCUGCACGUGCAGUGCAUGACUGUACAAGAGGCACUUGGGGCUGACACACGGCCUGACGAAGCGCCUGCUGAGUACAAUGCAUCGGAGUCUAUGUGGCUGAUGCGACACACAGCACAGAGUUACGUGCAGCUGAUGGAGUGGCGUGAUGUGCAGCGGCGCAACGUGACGCUGCUUGGGAUGCGGCUGCUGGAGUCCGCGGUAGGGGCCUCCUGCAGCGAGACGUGUGGGGCCGUUAGGAUCGGCGACUUUGACGAGGCCCUUCAGUGUGUGGAAAACGCGCUGAGUUUUGUCUCUGUUAAUUCGGAAGAAACAAUGCGGCGUGUAUUUCACUGCAGGCACAUCUCUCUUGACGUUCCUACGCCGUAUCAUCCGUCGUUUGACACGCAAACACGCGCCUGCUACAUCAAUUCACUGCAUGGUAAACGGGAAAGACCAACAUGUGAUGCAAAAGCUCCGCGACACCACCGUCUCUGUGCGUGUCUUGCGCCGUCGAACCAUCGAGGUAACACUGUUGUUGCGCAACCAGCACCAACAGCAAAUCAUCGUCUGGAAAAGGUGGCAGUUAUCCCCACUGCCACCAUCACCACCACCAGCAGCAGCGGCAGCAGCAGCGUCAGUGGUGAUGCAGCAGCCUGUAUGGCAUGGCUGUCGCAUUCUAUGCAUGAGGUGGCGAUGCCGGAGCGCAGCAGGAGUUGUGCGGCGUUUUUGUCACAGUGGUACCGCGUGGUGGCGAUACCUCGCCAGCGCAACGCUCGCACCAUCAAGGUUCGCCUUCACUACAAGGGUCAGUUGAGUGCCAUUGCCAAACUCGAGCAGCUGUCGUUUCCGCUUGAGCCGCACGCAGAGUACGGUGCCUACGUCGCUUCGCUGCUUCUGGGAAUAGGCAUGGUGCCGCCCACAACGCUUCUGCGCGUGCCGGAGACAGUGCUGCGUGAGGCGUUAUGGGCUCAAGCAGACGAGGCUGAAAGAGACUUCCUUGAGCGUGAACUCUGGUGGAUUCACACCGUGGGCAGCGCAGGCAUGGUGACUGUAAGUGCGCAGCUGUGGAUACCGCAGGAUGUGGUGCCGUUUGUCAACGCGACACCACCCAUCACAGAGGAUGCCUUUGAGCGUUGGCUGGAGGCGGAGAGCCGCGAUACAACACAUGUCCCAGGCCGCUCUGUAAUGCAUGACGUCGCGACCAUGGUUUUCUUUGACUACGUCAUUGCUAACGAGGACAGGAGCUUUACCCACAAUGCCCAUGUGCUGGAGAAACGUGGCACAGCACAGCAGCAGCAGCUGCUGCUCUUGGACCAUGGCAAGAGCCUCCACAGUGAGACAGUGGAGCUGCAAGGCAAUCGCCUGUUCCCACGAAAAGUGAGAGUGGGUGAAGCACAGGAUGGCGUGGCGGACGCAGAAGAAGUAUCAGUACCCAUGUGCAAGCUGUCACAGGCUGUGCUUCGUCAAGCGCUCCGCCUUUCCAGAAGACGGUACGAGCCUCUGGCACGGCUAUUGCCUCAUGGCGAGGCGAAAGUGGAUGACGUCAUGGGUGACAGCGAGGGCUUUGCGGGGUUGCUGCUGCGUUCAGGACCAGUGACGAACGUCACAUGGCGUCUCUCAGAGAAGAGCAUUCUGGCAGCCCAGAAACGUCUGGAUAAGGCGCUGGAACACUUCGCGCGGUGUGCGGAGCUAUUCGGGUUGUCGUUUGUCGCUGGCGGGUGA
Molecule: messenger RNA, 2154 nt
Organism: Trypanosoma grayi
Lineage: Eukaryota; Euglenozoa; Kinetoplastea; Trypanosomatida; Trypanosomatidae
Product: putative glycogenin glucosyltransferase
Exons: 1
Coding region: 1-2154 (717 amino acids)
Molecular function (GO): glycosyltransferase activity
Source: RefSeq, a predicted model, not a curated record